AUGCCCCCAAGAAGGUCCCAUAAGAAGUCCAAAGCUGGCUGCCAAAGAUGCAAGAACCGCAAGAUCAAGCAUGGCGUUCCGUGCGACUUCGAAGGCCCUAUAUCCCCGAAUACCGCCGCAACACCCACAACUCCUGUCUUCUUCAGACAAGACACUGUAGAAAGCAGCAGCCAUAUGUCCUCUUUUUCGACUCCUCGAACUACAGCAUCUGCCAUUGUCCCAUUCUACCACCAGCCACCAUCGUUGAUCAGAGCGAAUCAAACUCUUCCUUCGUCGCGAGCUUUGGAGCUCAAGCUUAUGCACCACUUCACGGCCCGAACAUGCUUGACCUUCUCGGAUGGAUUGGAACAGAAUAUGGCGUGGCAGGUUGAUAUACCGACCAUUGCAUACGAUGCUCAAUAUCUGAUGGAUGCUAUUCUAGCGGUCUCUGCUCUUCACAUGCGAGUCAUGUAUCCUGAGGAUCGAAGUCUGAUUAGAGCUUCACAUGGGUAUAUGGCAUCGGCACUUGCUCAAUACUCUUCACUCUUAACCCAAGGAGUCUCGGAGCUCAAUUCGGAAGCGCUCUUUUCUACAUCAGCAUUGAUAGCCUUCCAAGCUUCGGCAUCGCGGCUCUUCGAUGAGGAUGGGCCGUAUAGCCUCCCACUAGCGUGGUUCCACUCUUUCCAGGGCGUCAAGACUGUGGUCAUGGCAAGCUGGCGAUGGCUCCGCACAAGCAACAAGAUAUUCCCAAUUAUCAAUUCCCAGCCAGCUUUGUUUUUGGACCUCGAUCCAGAACGGAAGCAUUUUUUCGCACCGCUCUUAGACGAUCUUGAGGAGCAUUUACAGACCUUCCCAGAAUCUCUACGCAUGGAAACAAAGCAAGCAUACUUACAUGCUGUAGCUUUUCUUAACUGGGCACAUCGACGGCCAGUACGGAACCGCAUCCUAGGUUUCGCAGCCGCAGUCUCGAGGCGUUAUGUGGAUUUGGUGGCGCAACACGAUCCUCGAGUGCUAGUCAUCACAGCAUGCUUCUUCGCUCUGACUAAAAUGGUCGACGACGUCUGGUGGCUCAAUGGCAUCGCUAAACGAGAAGUCAACGGAAUUUGUUCACUCCUGCCUUCGGAUUGGUGGCCAAAAUUGGAUUGGCCACUGAGAAUUGCUAAUCAUGAGGGACCGAUGGACGACGAGACUUGGGGUUCGUCAUUGUCUGAAUUACAUAGUUUGAAGAAAGAGGAGAAUAAUGUGCAUGAGCAUAUUGAUCUUUUGGCGCAGAUCAUCAAUGAGAGCAAUCCGCCACUAGAUUGA
Mollisia scopiformis is the source of this 1284-nucleotide messenger RNA. RefSeq lists its product as uncharacterized. Gene Ontology annotation, biological process: regulation of transcription by RNA polymerase II. The transcript is spliced from 3 exons. The record is from RefSeq and is a predicted model, not a curated record. Lineage: Eukaryota; Fungi; Ascomycota; Leotiomycetes; Helotiales; Mollisiaceae. Bases 1 to 1284 code for a protein of 427 amino acids. Gene Ontology annotation, molecular function: DNA-binding transcription factor activity, RNA polymerase II-specific.